AUGGCAUCUGCCACGAGCUCGCAUGCCAGCUCGGAUCCCUUUGAUCUGGGUGCUCAUACCCCGCCUAACCUUGCUCGCUUAGCCCGUGCAUCUCAGCUGCGAAAUAGUUCUCCCAUUGUGACCCGUCCCAUUGGUCUCUCUUCAGCAUUCCGGCGGCCGGCAGCAACGCCGUCGUCGCCCCUCAUCCGCCUGUCCAAUGCCGCCGCUACGGAAGGAGCGCGGCGUGAACCCGUCCCGAGCCUGCCCGGCACCACCGAGACCGACGUGCUCCAACCGACUGCGAAGCAAUUCACAUCUGGUCUCGAACACAGCUUCGCAGAGCACUUCUCCAACCGUUUUCUCGACCUCUGGAGGCAGACGCCCUCCGAUCUCCGACUCGCAUCUGCGCCGACGUACAGCAGCGUGGCCGCCGGUCGCACCGGACGACCAAUCCCCGCCCGCCGAAAGAAGACCUCCGGGUUUUGUGCGACUCCGGCCGAAGCACCGGCGAGGGACCACAAUAGCUACGCAAUCCGGACCCACAUUGCCGCCAAAGUCGGCAUCGACCUUCACCAAGUCCCAGCCGCUUUCAAGGUGAACUCCGGAUGGGCCAUCAGAACAACAGAUGCGACCAUUCGGGAUCUUAUCGUCCAACGACAGUCAGAGUGGUCCCAAGACAUGGGCGCGACAGAUGUAGAAAUCAGCCAGAGAUGGUACACCUACGCCGUGGCAAACUGCCCCUAUAUUCUUACCGACCUACAGGGAAAGAAUUGGACUACGAGCCAGCCGCCAAAGAUGAAAUCGCCUGCCAGACCGGCCUCAAACCCAUCAGGGUGCGCCCGCCAGGCGCAAGCCGAACGACCCCUGACCUGUACCUUGAUUGUCUCAUUCCUCGAACCGACUGAUAAGCCCUGGAGGCUGUUUGGAUCCAGUCGGCUCGCCCAAUACAUUGAGAGAUCUAGCCUGCCCAGCCAGUGCGACAAGUGCUGGGACUUUCACGCCCGACACACCUGCGACCGACAAGCAUCCUGCAAGCGGUGCGGACGGCGCGGCCACGACGCGGAAGCUUGCGUGGCCCUCGAGCGGUGCGCGAACUGCCUUGGGCCCCACGCCGCAGACUUUGCGAAGUGCCCUGCGCGCCCGAAGCGAUCACACGGCGUCAUUCGCCGUCUGACGAGAGAAGAGAAAUCUCGCGUCCGAGAGCUGGGCGCUCAACUGUCCGCCCGGCGAAAGGAACAAUACGAAAGAGUAGAACGAUCCGAGCAGCCCGAACGGGAUGCCACCUGCUCGCCGGGUGGUGUCACCGAAAAGACAACUCUGCGAGUCUUCCAAGCGAACGUGGGCAAGAUCUCGCCGGCGCACGACUGCGCCCUUGCCCUCGCCGAUUCCGAACAUUACGAUGUGGUGCUCCUCCAGGAGCCAUGGACAGAAACAAAGGGCGGCCGAUGCCUUACCAAAACACAUCCCGCCUACGACACCUUCUCCCCGGUUGACAGCUGGGAAGACAAUAGCACCCGACCCAGAGUCAUGACCUAUGUCCGCCGCAGGCCUGGGCUGAUGGUAGAUCAGAGGAGGCCCGCGGCAACUCGUGACAUUCUUUGGCUCACGGUCAACGACAUCACUUUGGUCAACGUUUACCGCCAACCAUGUCUGGUAGCAGGCGAUUUCAACGCCAAACACCACAGCUGGCAAGCCGGCCGCAUCGAGGGCCGCGGCGAGGCUGUAGCUGCAUGGGCGACAGCCAACGGUCUGAACCUGCUCAACCCGGCUGACGUCCCGACAAAUCCUCGCGGCAAUACGAUCGACCUUGCCUUCUCUAAUAUCGCCUUGGCCAAUGCCGUGGUGGAAGACCAUCUUGCCACCAGCUCCGACCACUUCACGCUCAGCACUACCCUGCCUGAGCUCGCUGUAGCGCCCCCACCCACUGGGAAGUUUGCCGCCAAAGCUGCAGGCCGGCCGGUCCGCAAGGGCGCACGCAGCGCGCCCUGGUGGACGGAGGAAUGCUCCUUGGCCGCGGUGGAGUAUCGCGCAAGAGUCGUGCGGCGAGUCAAGCGCCGUUACUGGCGCGAUCUGAUUGACAGCUUCACGGACAGUGCGUCCGUCUUCAAGGCGGUCCUGGAUGAUACCGUCUAUGAGACCCAACUAGACAAAGCCAACGCCCUGCGACGAGCAACGCUCGAACGUCGCACUUCGCAGGAUGACAUCACGGAUCCGUGGGUCCCAGUGGACACAGCGAGGACGAUUCCUUUCGCUCAGAACGUUUCCCUGGAGGAGGUCCGGGACGCGACCCUUCGCACGGGUAACACCUCUCCCGGCUCCGAUAACAUUACGGUCAAGAUGCUCCGUGCCGUCUGGCAUACCAUUGAAGCCUCGUCCACAAGCUGUAUCAGGGCUGUCUCGACAUCGGUCACCAUCCUAAGCCUUUCAGGAAGCGGAAGUGGUUAUGAUCACGAAGCCGGGGCGUCGGAACCUGUCAGAGGCCCGCGCCUGGCGUCCAAUCUCUCCUCUCCUGUCUGGGCAAAGGCCUCGAACGGCUUAUUGCGCGCCGUUUGGCGUCCGCUGUUGACCUUGUCGCCGCAUUGGAUGGCCUCGGAAUGUCGCUCGAUCGCCAGCUUCUCCCAUACUUUUCCUACUAUACACAGAGCCAAUCUACCGCCUGAGCAACCCCAAGGGCGUUUCGGCUAUGCAGACGACACUGCCGUCCUUUGCGUCGGAGACUCCCUGGAGGAGACUGCCCACAGAGCGUCGAAACAUGUUCACGAACUCAUGACAUGGGGCACCGCGAACGCGAUAACCUUCGACCCCAAGAAGACUGAAGUCAUGCACUUCUCCCGAACUACACCGAGGAAUGCACCUCCAGUCUUCCAUGGCGAGGUAGAAAAGCGGCCAGGCUCAGCCAUGCGGUGGCUCGGCAUCUGGCUUGACAGCACCCUGACGUUCAAGACGCACGUCGAGAAGUGGACUGCCAAAGCGCAAGCAGUGGCCUACCAUCUCAAGGAGGCGUGGUACCCGGGCAUGACCUGCCCGCGAUGGAAUAAGCCGGCAAAGGAAGGGCCAUCAAGAAUACGGCACCUCAUCCGGCGGAUGGACAAGUCGCUCAACACGGCCAUGCGAGCCAUCCUCCCGGUCUGGAAGACGACGCCGCUCAGCGCCAGGCACCGGGAGGCGGGCAUACCCCCGUCUCAAGUCCUCGACGAAGCGCACCCGCUUGCGGUGCGAACGAAGCCGAUCCGGGCCCCUGUCAUCAACAGGGCCAUUAAGUUAAAAUACCAGCGUCCACGACAACCUUUCCGGACCAGACUGCGUCGCACUGACGAGCUGCUCCCAAGGUGCGCCAGGCCAGACCUUCUCGCACAAUCGGCGGCAAACUUCGGCGAGUGGCUCCAAUCAGUUGCUCCACGGACAGCAAUCGUCUACUCGGACGGAUCCCUCUCCCCGGAGGGAGCCGCGGGGUACGGCUAUGCGGUACAUCAGGAUGGACUCACCGUCCUCAGCGGUAACGGCCGUCUUGGGCUUGCUGAGGUCUUUGAUGCCGAGGCGAGAGGCUCCCUAGAGGGUCUGCGUGCUGCGUUGAGCCUCCCGGCUGCAGACCAGAUUGUCGUAUGCCUCGAUAACCUCGCGGUCGCGACGUGUCUUCAAGGCAUGCCGUCAGAUUCCUCCCAGAAGGAGUUCCUGGAAUUCCAGGCCUUGGCCGCAGAACAUGGUGCCACUGAGAUCCGCUGGAUCCCCGGCCACACCAACAUCCCAGGUAACGAGCAGGCAGACGCCUUAGCAAAGGCAGGAACCUCUCAACCCGAGCCUGCAGACGCUCUCCCGACGCUGGCAUAUCUGCGCAAGGUCGCUAGGCAGCGACCAAAAGACGCAUUCAAAGCCUGGUGGGAAGUUUCUGCACCCCAACAAACCCACCACGGGGACUUCGCUGAUUACCACGAAAGGUUGAACCACGACGAUGCGCGACUGACGUGCUCAUGUGGUCGACGAAAAGAACAAAGCAUCUCUUCUAUUGCCGGAAGAUCGCGCCGCGACAUCGGAUGA
Molecule: messenger RNA, 4014 nt
Organism: Hirsutella rhossiliensis
Lineage: Eukaryota; Fungi; Ascomycota; Sordariomycetes; Hypocreales; Ophiocordycipitaceae
Product: endonuclease-reverse transcriptase domain-containing protein
Exons: 15
Coding region: 1-4014 (1337 amino acids)
Molecular function (GO): RNA-DNA hybrid ribonuclease activity; nucleic acid binding; zinc ion binding
Source: RefSeq, a predicted model, not a curated record